CCCGGGUCAUCAUGGCGGCCUUCAGAACCCGUGUGUUGCUGUGGAGGAUGCUGUCGGGCUGUCGGCGCUCACAGCGGCUCUGUAUCCGAGCCGGAACGCAGCCCCAGCCCGGCGCUCUGCUGCAGACGCUGCCCGGGCCCUUCGAGGCGAGGCCGCCGUGCCGCCAGCUCAGCUCCGAGGCGGCAGAGUCUAGUAGUGCAGAGAUAAAGAAACUGACAUUUAUGGAUGAAGAAGUCCAAAGCAUCCUCGUCAAGAUGACAGGCCUGGACUUGCAGAAGACUUUUACACCAGCUGUACAGAAACUGAAGCCACCAACCUACAAGCUGAUGAACCAGGCACAGCUGGAAGAGGCUACCAGACAGGCAGUUGAGGCCGCUAAAGUACGAUUAAAAAUGCCACCGGUUCUGGAAGAGCGAACACCCAUAGAUGAUGUGCUAGCUGAAGAUAAGAUUUUGGAAGGAACAGAAACGAAUAAAUAUGUUUUUACUGACAUAUCAUAUCAUGUACCACACCGGGAACGUUUUAUUGUUGUCAGAGAACCAAAUGGCACACUUCGUAAAGCCUCUUGGGAAGAACGUGAUCGGGUGAUACAAAUAUAUUUUCCAAAGAAAGGUCGUAGAGUUUUGACACCAGUAAUUUUCAAGGAAGAAAACCUUAAGACCAUGUAUAGCAAGGAUCGACAUGUUGAUGUCCUCAAUCUUUGUGUUGCCCAGUUUGAGCCAGAUUCUGCUGAUUAUAUCAAGCUUCAUCACCAGACCUAUGAAGAUAUAGACAGACAUGGGAAGUACGACCUCUUACGCUCAACAAGACACUUUGGUGGAAUGGCUUGGUAUUUUGUAAAUAAUAAGAAGAUUGAUGGCUUGCUUGUUGACCAGAUUCAGAGAGAUUUGAUUGAAGAUGCUACCAGCUUGGUCCAGCUGUAUCACAUGCUCCAUCCCAACGGCCAGUCAGCUAGGGAGGCCAAAGAGCAGGCUGCUGAGGGAGCAAAUUUGAUUAAGGUCUUUGCAAAAACUGAAGCCCAGAGAGGAGCAUAUAUAGAACUAACACUGCAGACGUAUCAAGACUCAUUCGCUAGACAUUCUGCAGCUUCCUGAAAUCAUUAAAAACAUUUCAUUUUACUAAA
Molecule: messenger RNA, 1123 nt
Organism: Jaculus jaculus (lesser Egyptian jerboa)
Lineage: Eukaryota; Metazoa; Chordata; Mammalia; Rodentia; Dipodidae
Gene: Mrps22
Product: mitochondrial ribosomal protein S22
Exons: 8
Coding region: 12-1094 (360 amino acids)
Cellular component (GO): mitochondrial small ribosomal subunit
Molecular function (GO): structural constituent of ribosome
Source: RefSeq, a predicted model, not a curated record